This is a messenger RNA of Microbotryum saponariae, 2447 nucleotides long. The record is from the annotation of a GenBank genome assembly. NCBI's taxonomy places the organism in Eukaryota, Fungi, Basidiomycota, Microbotryomycetes, Microbotryales, Microbotryaceae.
AUGUCCCGAACAAAGUGCUCGCGCAAGCGUAUGUGUCGAGUGCCGGAGACGCGGACAGGGUCGUGGGCAACUGCGGCAGCGGCUUCAUUGUCAGUAAAAAUGUGAGCCGGUGCAACAGGUUGGACAUGGAGCUCCUCGAGCAGCUGACUGAGGUAGAUCCCUUCCUUGCCAGCAUGCGAGAGGGCGAGGUAUUCAGCGUCGGUGGUAGAAUCGGCAACUCGAGAUUGACGCUUGUGUGAAGAGUCCACUCUCAGCUCGACAGGGGCGCCUCGGUCGUUGCGCGCGCCUGCUAGCCUGGCCCCUGUGGUGGGGACUUAGGCGCGCGCGAGUGCCUCAGCGCGCCGGCGCCGGCGGUUUUCGGGCGCGCGCCGCUAGCCCGCCCUUGCAGUGGGGACUUAGCCGCGCGCGACUGCCUCAGCGCUCCAGCGAUUUCGCCCGCGCCUGGGCAUAUCCCAGCGCGGGCCCCCUUUCCAUUUCUUAGCUUCCUUCUCAUCACUUCUGUUCGACUCUCGACUUCUCCUGACAGUAGUGGUGAUCAUCUCAUAGGUACGCUGAAAUAGAUCACUUCUGUUCGACUCUCGACUUCUCCUGACAGUAGUGGUGAUCAUCUCAUACGCCUUUGUUGCCGCCUCCGGUCACCCGAUCACGCUUACCGGCGUGCUGCACACCCCGGGCCUGUCUGUCAACCUCCUCUCGGUCUCUCGACUUUGCGACACCGACGAUGUCCGUGUCGCCUUCACGAAGCACGGCAUCCAUAUCGACAAGAACGGCAAUGCUAUCGCUGAAGGCGCAAGACUCGAGGAAGGGCUCUACUUGCUGGACGCUGAUCAUUCCAAAUGUCAGCAUCUCGCUCUCCUCUCUCGCUCACAGUCUUCCGUGCCCCUGCUGACCCUUCACCGCUGCCUCGGCCAUCUCGCACCGUCGUCCAUACAGAAGAUGGUUGCCGCUGGUUUGCUGGAAGGUCUCGGGGCCGGAUAUAGUGACGAAGAGGUAGAGAAGUUUGUCUGCAAUGCUUGCCUCAGUGCAAAGGGCCAUCGUCUUCCUUUUCCCGAUUCGGACUCGCACUCCUCAGAGAGACUCGGCCUCGUACACAGCGAUGUGCUUUCCUUUCCCGAGUCGUCCUUGACUGGCAAGCGUUACCUGGUCACGUUUCUUGACGACUUCUCGCGCAAACUGUGGGCAUACGCGAUCGGACACAAAAGCGAAGUCUUUGGCGUGUUCAAGACAUGGCUUGCCGAGGUCGAACUCGAGACGGGUGCAAAACUGAAGGUCCUCCGAACCGACAAUGGUGGCGAAUACUGUUCGAGAGCGUUCACGGAAUUCUGUAAGGCACGCGGCACACGUCGACAAUACUCUAUCCCUCGAACGCCUCAACAGAACGGUCGUGCCGAACGAGUCAAUCGUUCUAUCGUCGAAGGUGUCCUUGCCCUCCUUGCAGACGCCCACUUACCCAAAUCAUUCUGGGAGGAGGCAGCAGCUUAUUUCGUCUACUGCAAGAACCUGUGCGAACACUCGGCCCUGGACAAGGCAACACCGAACUUCGCCUGGCAGGGCGACCGCACCAACGCCUCGGCGCUUCACCCGUUCGGCUGCACGGCUUGGCUCACAGUCGCGCCUGAACUUCGCUCGAAACUCGACCCGAAAGCGGUUCGCGUUCUCUUCACCGGCUAUGACCUGGCUUCUAAAGCCUUCCGUUUCUACGACACGACGACCAAGAAGAUCAGUUUGGGCAGAAAUGCCAGGUUCCUCGACAACGAAUUUCCCGGGUUACGUAGCGACUCCACCGAGCAAGACGCCGACACGCACUUCGCCAGCGCUUGCCCGACCACCGAAUCCCAAGCCGUUGUCAAGACAUGGACCCCACUAGUAAGGUCGGCGCACAUGGACGUCUCAUCCUCUCUUGAUGACUCUGCCAUGAGCGCCGUUGACGUGGCCCCAGGGUACACUGGCGGAACCUUACUUAAUUCCACAGAUGCCGAAUCGUCCUCGUCACCGUCUCCUGAGCCGUCCUCGUCACCGUCGCCCGCAACCCCCUUGUCACCGUCGCCUGCGCUGUCACCGUCGUUGGCUGCGUCAUCGUCACCCUCGGCCUUACCGACCGACUCUGACUACUCCGCCGACCCUCUGGACCUCAUCGGCUCACAGACCCCGACUCGCCUCGGCCCACCGGACGUGCACCGCCCAGACUUCAGCACGUACCGUGAGCCCGCAUCGGCUGAGGAGUCGCCCGACGAACUCGACAUCAUUGGGCGCCACUCGCGCGAUGAAUCGCCGGACGAAAUCGAUUUCCUCACCCAACACCACCGCGCCUUCAUCGCCACCUAUUCGAUCAACUCUACUACGUCAGCGAUGUAGUUAUAGCCAAGAGUGAUAAAUGCAUUUCAACAUACCUAUUCGAUCAACUCUACUACGUCAGCGAUGUAGUUAUAGCCAAGAGUGAUGAAUAG